AUGUUGCAUUUUGAUGAUAAUUUACGAUUAAAACUUAUAGCUUGGUUUCUUCAAUAUCCUUUUUAUAUAGUUUGGUUUAUUAUUAAGUUUUUUCUAAAUAAAGAAAAACAUCCAUGGGACAAUAUUGAAGCACCACAACAUCCACGAAUUCUCGUUAUAACAGGAGCUUCACAAGGUAUUGGUGAAGGUCUUGUAGAAUACUAUUGUAAGCAUUGUCCAUCAUGUGAAAUAAUUGUUAUGAUUAGUCGAAGUAUUGAAAAACUUGAAAAAGUAAAACAACGAUUUAAUUCUGUUGAUCAAAAGAAAUUGUUGUUAUAUGCUUGUGAUGUAACUGAUGCCAAUGAAAUGACACGUAUUCUUCUUGAUGUUCAUCAAACCUAUGGUCAAGUCGAUAUUAUUUUUGCUAAUGCUGGUGUCUCAUUUCGUCAACAGUUAUUAGUAAAUAAUUAUGAGAAAGCAGUUCGUGAAACAUUUAAUAUUAACAUCACUGGAGUUCUGAAUACAGUUUUGCCUUUAAUUGAAAUUAAAGGAGUUAAACAAAUUGCUAUUGUAUCAUCACAAGCCGCUUAUGCAAUAUUUACAUCUCCUAUUUAUGGUACUACAAAACAAUGUGUUCUGUCACUUGGUUUUGAUCUUCGACGACGUUUAGCGAAAGAUAAUAUAGCUGUGAAUGUUAUUUCACCUGGGCCAAUUGCGACACCAAUGCUUUCUGGUUCUAAUAUUGAAACAGCCGUAAAAAGUAUGUCGACCAAGGAAGCAACUAAAAUAAUAUUUAAUGGUCUUCGUCGAAAUGAAGCUGAAAUUGUAUUUCCUGCAUUUACUGGCAUAUUCGUAUACAUUUUAAGUUUCUUGCCUAUAUGUAUUGCUGAACCUGUUGCAUAUUAUUUUCUUCGCAAAUGA
This is a messenger RNA of Rotaria socialis, 900 nucleotides long. The record is from the annotation of a GenBank genome assembly. NCBI's taxonomy places the organism in Eukaryota, Metazoa, Rotifera, Eurotatoria, Philodinida, Philodinidae.